AUGGCCGGGGUUGAUCCAUGGCGGCGGGGAUUUGAACGCGGGGCAGCAAUAUUGCAGAGAGAUUGCCCCACAAGAUUCUACAAGGAAGGGAUCCCGGAGCCACGUGGGUCACAGAUCAACUCGCAUCCUUACUGGAAGCACGUGCAGUACCGGCGUAAGGUGGAGGAUGAACUCACCACCGUCUUCACGAAGUUUAGGGAGAUAUGUGACGCUGUGAUAGAGGAGGAUACGAAGGAGGUCUUGCGGCUGCCGUCCUUCAACAACUGGGCUUGGGAGGACUGGGAAAUCCUUUUGCUCCUGCAACAUAUGUACAAUGACCUCGGCCUCACGACUCACUUUGGCAUUGAGAAGGAAGUCCUCCGCAACUUCCUCUGUCGGGUUUACUACUGCUACAACGAGGUGCCCUUCCAUAACUUUCAGCACGCCUUCUGUGUCACGCAGAUGAUGUACGGGAUGGUGUGGAAGUGUGACCUCAUAAACAGAAUCGGUCUCCUGGAUGUUCUCAUUCUUUUAACGUCGUGUAUUUGCCACGACUUGGACCAUCCUGGAUUCAAUAACAUAUAUCAGAUCAAUGCCAAGACUGAGUUGGCACUGCGGUAUAACGACAUAUCGCCUUUGGAGAACCAUCACUGCUCGAUCGCCUUCACCGUCUUGGAGAGGGAGGACUGCAACAUUUUCAGGAACGUGUCGGCAGAUGACUACAAGAAGAUUCGAGAAGGCAUCAUCCGGUGCAUCCUAGCGACGGACAUGGCGAGGCACAACGAGAUCUUGUCGGACUUCAGAGAAAUUACUCCCGAGUUCGACUUCAAUGAGAGAUCUCACAUUAAUCAGCUGUCAAUGGUUCUAAUAAAAGUGGCCGAUAUUAGCAACGAGGCGCGACCCCUUGACAUUGCAGAACCGUGGCUCGAAUGUCUUCUGGAGGAAUUCUUCAACCAGAGUGACCUUGAGAAACUGGAAGGCCUCCCGGUCACGCCCUUCAUGGACCGGGAGAAAGUGACGAAGCCCUCGUCCCAGUGUGCGUUCAUCGGCUUCGUUCUACUGCCGUUGUUCGAAGCCCUGGGGAAGGUGCUGCCAGAGCUGGAGGACCUCAUCAUCAGCCCCGUUAAGUACGCUCUCGAGCAUUAUCGGAAGCUCAACGAGGCAACCAAGAAACUGUCCGACGACGCCGACGCCGUCGAAGAAGUGGAGGAGGAGGAGGUGGUCGUGCCCGAGAGACCCACCAGCCAGCUGUCUCAAGAGAACAUAAAGAAGGUCGUACAAAAGACAGAGAGCUCCUUGAGUCUAAAGAGCCGAGCUUCAUCCCGAGCUUCCUUUUACCGCGCGAGCACCGUCGACUGCGGCGAAAUCGACCUGGAGGACGUCGACCUGACGGAGACAGAGGUCGACGUAAGCGAGAGGACGUCGCGGUUCAAGAUCGCGUCGGACAUCCCUCGGCCGCCCUCUCGCAGGAACAGCGCCGAGCGACGGAGCAGCGUCGGCGGGCGGUCCAGCUGCGAGCGGACGGUGUCCCCGAAGUCGCUGGAGGACAGACUUCUGCCGCACGCCGAGGCCCGGAAUGAACCCGACGAGGACGAGCUAUUGCCCGGAAAGUGCGAAAAGGAAUCAUCUCUCUUUGCUCGGUUUAGAAUAUUUUCCGAACGUCUUUCCUCAGGUGACAGGGACAGAAACGCGAACGGCUCGGCCUCCCUUGGGCAAGGGCAGCAGCAGUACGCGACAUAAACACGGGGGGCUGCAUGGGGUGCUCAGACGAACUCGAAGUAAGUCGGAGCCCGGAAAAAACCGCUCCCUUAGAACGUUCCAUAUAUCCCGACCUAGAAUUAGCUUUGGGGUAAGUGGCCAGAAGCUGCCGAGUGAAGAAAACAUGAUAAGUGGGAAUGGGAAAGAGACGCCCAAGGGCAAAUGUAAAGGAUCGGCCACGGAUGAUGUUUUUUCGCCCAUUGAAAUCAAAACUUCUACCUCUUUUGAGCUUUUAGAACCAAAGAAAAAACAAUAUAUAUGCUCAGAUGCUCAACCAUCACCAACACUGUCAGAAAAGUGUGCACUCUCCUCAAACUCAUUCCUCAGGCACAAAGGGUUCAGCCUCUCACUCGAUGUUCUUCCCCGCAAAAACGGGCGCCCUCGCAAGUUGGCUGCAGGCGACCGGCAGACUCCAGAGAACACCCCCGGAGGCUCGGAGGAUGACCUGUUGGUUGAAACAGAGGGGUCUCAGCCAGACGGAGCCUCCCGACACAACCAACAGCAACCAAUGCUCAACCGCACCAAAGGAUGUAAGCCAUCAGACAAGUUACCUCUAGUUUACCAUGGUUCUCCUAAGAAUCAAAAGAAAAAGAACGAGUCCACCAGGUCCUUGUUAUUCAAGUCGUUUUCCUUUAAAAAGAGAUCGCCAUCGAAAGACGAUGGGAUGAAGCACAAAGAUAUUGACACCCAGAGUCCCUCUGAAGAGAAAUUAUGACACCCGGGGACAUGUUCUUGUAUAUGAAUAUUAGAAAGACUCCAGAUCUUUUAGCCACUGUGAAGGUAGGUCUGAUUAACAAAAAAAAAAAAAAAAAAAAAAAAAAACAUAUCAAGUUGUGUCACAUGAAAUUAUGUAGUGUCUUCCACAGUGGAUAUGAUUCUUUUAUCAUUCCCAAUACGCACUGGGAAGAAAAGAUUUUUUGGACCUGUGUUUUGACCAAUCACCGGGAGGUUCCAACGGCACAGUAUCACGUGUCUUCACUGUGAUUGGCUUUCUUGAUUCGCACAGGCACGCAUCUGGUAGAAAGAAAUUUCGAGUUACCCACACUGUCCCUUCGAGAAGUGAAUCAGACAGACGACUGAGUAAAAAGUAUAUGACUCAGGAAUAAGCCUUUUUUCUGCAUGGAGGACCCACGAGAUGUGUUCUGGAGACUGAUCCACUCCGAGAAAGAGUAUCGCUGGAACUUUCAUCGAAGGCAAAGACAAGACUUGAGUGUGUGGUCUUGGUUGGCUGUUAUCGCUCCAGAGAAAGAUUUUUUUUCGAACUGGCCUUACUUUGUGGUUGGGGCAUCAGUGCCAGCAGUAGUUUUUAUUCAUAGUUUUCUUUCUCUCCUUUUUAAAUAAGACAUAUGCCAUGUAAUGUAUGUGCCAAAAGUCUCAUAACUACCUAUUGAAAGUCAGUAUUUUUCCAAACUUUUGGAUACCUUGUAAAUAGACCAAUAGAGAUAUAAAUGACUAUGGAUAAGAUGUUUAUAUGUAGUUAAUAUAGAAAUCCUACAAAUCAGAAUACAUGUUACAUCCCUAGGACAUUUAUAGAUGUGUUUUUAUUCAUAUUAAAAGAUCAAUAUUUUUAUCAAAGUUUCCAAAGUGUAUAUAAUCCAGAUGUAAUCAUGUUUUCCAGUUCUUAAUACUUUAUUUUCUCUACCAAAGAUGAAUGUAAGGUGAGUUUCUUGCUAUGUGCUGCAGGUGGAAGCCACAGGAAAUCAAUGUGAUAUAGUUAAAUGCUUUGCUGGUGAGUUAGAUACCGACUGUUUAUAUACCGUGGUGCGUAAAAUGGGCUUUUAGAGUGAUUUAGAAGAAUGUCUUCAAAAUCGUGUGAACAAGAGAGUAUGUAUUCAUUAAUAGUCAUGGUCACAUACAUACUAUCUAUCUACUCUGUUGGUGGAUUGUCCACUUUAUAAUUGUAGAGAACAAAUGUUCGUAUAAGUUAAUGAAAUUUACAAGUAUAUAGAAUAACUGUGUCUCCCUCUACCUCUCAAGUGCUGGCAACCCAUGAAACAUUCUCAGCCCAUUUUGACUCUACACUGAAUGUCAUUAAGCUUGAUCAUGAUGUAGAGCAAAUGAAUGUUAUUUAUCGCUGUCCUGAGCCUCAGAAGAGGUGAGUUAGGUGAUGAAGCUGUGAAUGCAAGCCAAAAGAUUAUAUAUAUAUACGUGUAGAUAUAUAUACAUAUAUAUAUACAUAUGCUUGUGCUGUGAUUUUAGUAUGUAAAGGCUAGUAUUACUUUCCCCAAGUCAAAUUGAUAAAUGUACAUUUCAAAGAUUGUAUUAAGGCAGAAAGUUAGUGUUCUUUAGUACCAAGACCAUAUAAAGAAUUACUAUUUUACAGGAUUUUGUUAUGAUAAAGGCUAAUUUUUCUUGAAUGUUUAACUGUUUAGUAAUGUAGACGUAGGAGAAAUAUGGCUAAUUUAUGUGAUGUAACAAUUUUAUAAAAAAAAUAUAUAUAUAUAUAUUAUAAUAAUCCAAAUGUAUUACAGAAAAAGAAACGUUUAGAUUAUGACUUCAUGUUAAGGACAGGUAUAAAGUACCUCCCAAAGUAUAUCUAUAGUGUAACCAUGUAGAAGUGUAGCGUGUGUGUUUGGUGGCAUCAAGUGAUGUGCUGCAUCUUCAGGUAUGUAGCAUUUUGAGGAUAUGUGGCACUCACAGAUAUCUGUCAACAUCCUUUCCUGUAUGGCACCCGUCGGCAUCAUGUGGCAUCCUUUGAUUAUGUGGUGUACCUGGUAUACUGUGACAUCCACUUGUAGCAUGGAAGAAAAACUGAGCCCUUGAAAACAAUAUAAAGUGCUUGCUAAGGCCUAUGUUAGCUGUCUCCAUUGCUGGUACCAAGUAUUCUACGUGACUAGAUCGUGCGUGCCUUGGCUAGUGCAUGAGUGCUUGUUUGCAGUAAGAAAAAUCGGGGUGUUUGUAUUCUUUGUUUCUGUAAUUGCUAAUUAUUUUAUUCGUGCAGUUUCUAUUCUGAGAAAGUAAAUGCAUUAUUUUGUGACUAAAUAAACAUGAUUCGAUAAGCCUGCUACCUAUAUACUUUAUAUGUACAUUCACAAAAGAGUUCCAUCAAAGUAAGUUCUUGAUAUCAAAAGGAAAAGCAUCUGUAAUUAUUUUACUAUUAGGCUGGUAUAAGUGUACAUCAAGUAGCGUGUAAACGUUUGGUAGCGUCUGUGCAUGUAUUAAGGGAGGGUAUGCAGGGAUAACGUUUGGUAGCGUCUGUGCAUGUAUUAAGGGAGGGUAUGCAGGGAUAAAUGUGUUUAAUUCUUCCUGUGCAUGUGAGUGUAUUAUCUCCAGAUGUGUGUAGGAGAGAGAAAGA
This is a messenger RNA of Penaeus monodon (black tiger shrimp), 5032 nucleotides long. Its product is annotated as high affinity cGMP-specific 3',5'-cyclic phosphodiesterase 9A-like. The record is from RefSeq and is a predicted model, not a curated record. The coding region runs from base 1 to 1719 and encodes 572 amino acids. Gene Ontology annotation, molecular function: 3',5'-cyclic-GMP phosphodiesterase activity. Lineage: Eukaryota; Metazoa; Arthropoda; Malacostraca; Decapoda; Penaeidae. The transcript has 10 exons. Gene Ontology annotation, biological process: cGMP catabolic process.